AUGGCAGAUACACCAUUGUGGAUCAGAGCUCCUAUAAGUUUGACAGCAACACAGCGACUCAUAGAAUUGAAGAUGAUACCAUGCAUCGGUGUACACAGGAGCCUGGCAUGUUUGUGGCAUGCUGUGGGUGGAGUUCGGUGGAAGAGCAGCUUUAAAGCAGCCCCUCUAUUGACGGCUGCUCCUGCUCGUGCCCUCGUAGAUGAACCGAUCAGCAUUAAAGGACGUUUCCUGCCCCCACACAGUCCUGUCACAGUGUGUGCACAAAUGCACAGUGAUGAUGGUGACCUGUGGGAGGCAUUCGCCCAUUAUAACACAAAUUCAGAUGGCACUGUCAACUUGACCAGGGAUCAUUCAGUCGGGGGUUCAUAUUUGGGCUGUGAGCUGAUGGGACUGUUCUGGGGACUGCAGCUGGCUCCUGGUUCAAGAGAAGGUUUAAGGCUGAGAAAGAAAAAUGUAGAGACUCCAUACGUAGUGCUCAUGUCCUUAAUGAAGGGCCACGUUUCACCCAGUGAGAGACAGAGCACCGAGCUGGCUGCUGUAACUACUGAGCGCUGGUACAUGGCACCUGGUGUACAGAGAAAAGAGAUUCGCCAGGAUGGAGUUGUCGCGACGUUGUUUUUACCUCCUGGCCCUGGCCCAUUUCCAGCUGUACUGGACUUGUGGGGAAGGGGAGGAGGACUGGUGGAGUACCGCUCCGCACUUUUUGCAUCCAGGGGCUAUGCUAGCUUGUCCCUUGCCUUCUUUAAUCACAAAGAUUUGCCAAGUCCACAAAGCAGAAUCAAUGUUGGUGAAUCAUAUUUCAAAUCAGCAUUCCACCUCCUUCAAGAUCAUCGUCAGGUCUGUGCCGACAGAAUUGGGCUCAUCGGUCUCUCCUAUGGAGUCUACGUGACUCUUCGAUUGGCCACUCAGACUGAGAUUUUGUCAUCCUGUUUGAUUUGUAUCAGCGGCCCAGUAGGAAGCACCGUCAAGCUCUCAGAUCCAGAUGGCAGGACUGUAGACGUUGAUAGAGACCCGAAAUAUUGGACGUAUGAUGGUCAAGUCUAUGUGAAUUUCAGAGACAACUCCUUGCCUGCAAACCUUAACCCUGAAAGCAAAGUGAAGUUAGAGCACCUCUCCUGUCCAUUACUGUACAUAGUGGGUGAAGAUGACCUGUGCACUGCAAGCAUGGAGAACGCAGAUGUGAUCGAGGAGACCCUGAAGGCUGCAGGAAAAUCCCAUCUGUUCACCCGUUUGUCGUACCCCGGUGCUGGUCACCUGAUUGAACCACCUUACACACCACACUCACAAGCGUCGCUUUGGAGUGUCAAACCAAUUAAAAUGUUCACUCUGUGGGGAGGUCACCCUGCACCCCACGCUGCUGCCCAGGAAGAUGCCUGGAAAAAGGUCCUGGAUUUUAUGGAAACUAAUCUGAGAGGAUGCCCUGGCCCAUUUCCAGCCAUGCUGGACUUGUGGGGAAUAGAAGGACUGCAGGAGUACCACUCCGCCCUUUUUGCAUCCAGGGGCUAUACUAGCUUGUCCCUUGCCUACUUCAAUCACAAAGAUUUGCCAAGUCCACAAAACCAUAUCAAUGUUGGUGAUUCAUAUUUCAAGUCAGCAUUCCACCUCCUUCAAGAUCAUCCUCAGGUCUGUGCCGACAGAAUUGGGAUCAUCAGUUCCUCCUAUGGAGUCUACGUGACUCUUCGAAUGGUCACUCAGAUUGGUGUCAAACCAUCCUGUUUGAUUUGUAUCAACGGCCCAGUAGGAAUCAGCGUCAAGCCCUCAGACGCAGAUGGCAGGAUUGAUGAUGAUGAUAGUCACUCAGAGUUCUUGACAUAUUAUGAUCAGGGAUAUGUGAGUUACAAAGACGCCACCUUGCUUGCAAACCUUCACCCUGAGAGCAAAGUGAAGUUAGAACAUCUCGCCUGUCCAUUGAUAUACAUAGUGGGUGAAGAUGACCUGUGCAGUUCAAGCAUGGAGAACGCAGACACGAUCGAGGAGACCCUGAAGGCUGCAGGAAAAUCCCAGCCGUUCACCCGUUUGUCGUACCCCGGUGCUGGUCACCUGAUAGAGCCACCUUACACGCCACACUCAAGAGCGUCCCUGUGGAGAGUCAAACCAAUUAAAACAUUUUUGCUGUGGGGAGGUCACCCUGCACCCCACGCUGCUGCCCAGGAAGAUGCCUGGAAAAAGAUCCUGGAUUUUAUGGAAAGUAAUCUAAGACGAUGACACUUGUUAUUAAAAAAUAUCUCAUUGUAAAUGUGUCUAUGAAAUGCUUCAGAGUUUUAAUUGCAGAUAACUAAGGACAAAAAAAGGAAAAGUAUGUUCAGAUGAAAACAACCUCCUGGAACUAAUUAAUAAAAACCUUGCUUAAAACACUUGACUCUUACAACCAGAAAACACCUAGAUGUAAUCAGUGCCAUGAUUUUCAGAGGGCACUCAUGCGUUCAGACAGAUUUAAAAAAAAGCUUAAGUGUAGAUGGGGGGUGUGAAAAAUCAGGAGACUUUUCACUUUGCCUGAGUGUUUUAAGGAGUAUAAAUGUGUAUUCUCAGCUGCCAUGACAACAUGUUUUUCCGUACUGAUUGACAUCAAUAAAAGUAAUCUGUGGUUUCUC
This is a messenger RNA of Epinephelus lanceolatus (giant grouper), 2591 nucleotides long. The record is from RefSeq and is a predicted model, not a curated record. Lineage: Eukaryota; Metazoa; Chordata; Actinopteri; Perciformes; Serranidae.